UUAAUGGCCCUUGCAUCUGAGCUCUGGCUGGCGACCGCAGCUUGGUCGGAACGGACGUUUUCCCGCGACUAGCACAAAGGUCUGAUUGGCGGGACGAAAGCUAAUUUAAGUGAGCGAAGUAGGAAGUAAUGAUUACUCUUCUGUUUAUACAGUAAAGAUGCGGUGUCAACGGGUAGAAUGUCGGAGGUCGCUGGUAUCAUCUAACAUUGCUUUAUCAACGAAACCUCAUUGGUCUUAACAGCUUAUCACCUCAUUUAUCGUUGGCCAAGGUAGGAUAUUGACUCCAAGAUUAUGAGCGGUAUCGGAUUUCUCAAAAGUCACUUGGUUUUACUCAGCCCGCGUCAUAUACUAUAAGCUAUAUUAGAUCCUUGAGAGCCGCGUAAAGUCUUCGAGUCAGUCAGUAGACGCCGCGUCGGUUACACCACUCCCUCUUCCGAUAUAACUCGAAGUAGAAAAAUGGACACCGAAGAGUUCCGCGUUAGGGGCAAGGAGAUGGUCGAUUACAUUUGCACGUACAUGAAUACUUUAAGCUCGAGGCGAGUGACUCCAUCUGUUGAACCUGGCUACCUUUGCGCUGCGUUGCCCUCCGAGGCACCACAACAUCCGGAAGAUUGGGAUGACGUUAUGAAGGAUGUAGAGAAUAAGAUAAUGCCCGGUGUUACACAUUGGCAACAUCCACAGUUCCACGCUUAUUUUCCUGCAGGCAACGCGUAUCCUUCUAUUCUUGGUGAUAUGCUCUCAGCUGGUAUAGGAUGUAUCGGAUUUUCAUGGGCUGCAAGUCCUGCUUGUACUGAAUUGGAAGUCAUCAUCUUGGAUUGGAUUGGAAAAGCUAUUGGCUUGCCUCCGGCAUUCUUAGCUCUUCAGGAGGGGAGCAAAGGUGGUGGUGUAAUAGAGAGUUCAGCGAGUGAGAGUGUUCUAGUGUCAAUGCUUGCCGCCCGCGCCGCGGCUAUCAAGCAACUCAAGCACCAAUUCCCAACGGUCGACGAGGGACUUCUGUUGUCCAAGCUAACAGCCUAUUGUUCUAAAGAGGCCCAUUCAUGUGUUGAAAAGGCAGCUAUGAUUUGCUUUGUCAAGUUGCGGAUUUUACAGCCCGACGAUCAUGGAUGUUUGAGAGGCGAGACUUUAAAGCAGUCAAUGGAAGAAGACGAACAAGCCGGUUUAGUGCCAUUCUUCGUCAGCACAACAUUGGGUACAACAUCCGGCUGCUCAUUUGACAACCUUCCUGAAAUCGGGCCCGUUGUUCGGAAAUACCCAUCGGUUUGGCUGCAUGUCGAUGCAGCGUACGCUGGAGGCGCCUUCCUCUGCCCGGAACAUAAAUAUCAUCUGGCAGGAGUGGAAUACGCCGACUCAUUUAAUACGAACCCUAACAAAUUUAUGUUAACCAGCUUUGAUUGCUCUCUUCUGUGGGUCACCAACAGAUACCUUUUAACGUCGGCUCUGGUAGUAGAUCCUUUAUACCUGCAACAUUGCUACGACCACACGGCCAUCGAUUAUCGCCACUGGGGUGUUGCCCUUAGUAGGAGAUUUAGGGCCCUAAAAUUGUGGUUUAUGCUUCGAAGCUAUGGCAUCAGCGGCCUACAGAAAUACGUACGACGCCAUUGCGAACUCGCAAAAUACUUUGAAAAUCUUGUCAAGAAAGACGAAAGAUUUGAAGUCUGCAAUGAUGUCAAGUUAGGUUUAGUCUGCUUCCGACUUAUUUGUGGCCCGGAUGAGACUCCGAAACAAAAAGAUGACUUGAACAAGAAAUUAUUGACUAAUAUAAAUGCAUCUGGAAAAAUUCAUAUAGUCCCCGCGUAUAUUCAAGAUAAAUAUGUGAUCAGAUUUUGUGUGGUCACUCAACAUGCCACUCGUGAUGAUAUAGAAACCGCAUGGGAUGUCAUAACUGACUAUGCUACUGAAUUACUGGAAGGACCGGACAAAGAAAGGGUAACCAUAAAUUUUUCUAAAAUACGUCCUAGUUCAAAAUAAUCUGUGUAGUAUAUAUAUAAGGUGAGUGGGGGGACGAUUGAACGGUUUUUUUAAUAGGAUGAGCAGAGUACUGUUUGAACCUCUUAUAGAACAAUAAAUAUUAACCUGUACUAAUUUAUGGCUUUAAUUAGUAACAAGCAAAAACAAUACUUUUUUAUCAAUAACGUCCUAUCCAUUCAAUCAUAUCCUAUAGAAUCUCCUACAGAAAUCACACUAUCAUGUUAAUGAAAUAAAUUUAUUAUACACUUAACUUAGUUUAAUAUUGAGAUUUUUCA
Molecule: messenger RNA, 2243 nt
Organism: Pieris rapae (cabbage white)
Lineage: Eukaryota; Metazoa; Arthropoda; Insecta; Lepidoptera; Pieridae
Product: tyrosine decarboxylase
Exons: 7
Coding region: 457-1968 (503 amino acids)
Biological process (GO): amino acid metabolic process
Molecular function (GO): pyridoxal phosphate binding; carboxy-lyase activity
Source: RefSeq, a predicted model, not a curated record